Messenger RNA from Hypanus sabinus (Atlantic stingray), 8051 nucleotides. RefSeq names its product nucleolar protein dao-5-like. Bases 237 to 6299 code for a protein of 2020 amino acids. Lineage: Eukaryota; Metazoa; Chordata; Chondrichthyes; Myliobatiformes; Dasyatidae. Gene Ontology annotation, molecular function: mRNA binding. The transcript has 32 exons. Gene Ontology annotation, cellular component: nucleus; ribonucleoprotein complex; cytoplasm. The record is from RefSeq and is a predicted model, not a curated record.
CGGGGGCCCUCGUAGUCGGCGCGUGGCGCGGAAAAUGAUCCUACAAGGGGGCGCGGGCGCAUCCUGUCGCACUCCUCGCUUGGACAGUCACUCUCUCUGGACUGCGACCGUCGCGGCCCAGGUACGGGAACAGACGCACCUGGGCAAGGCAGCAGUUAACCAGAAGGCGAACGCUGCGCAGCGGAGGUCCUGUGAGUGCCAGAGAAGAAGAGGCACAGGAGGAUGAUUUACCUAAAAUGCAACAGCCUCAGCGUGGUGUCUUGCAGUCUACCCCCUUUACAAGAAGUAGGUACAGGAAAGUGGAACAGGUUUCAGAGGAUAUUUCUCCAAGGAGGUCGCCAUGUGUCACGAGUGCAGGGAAAUCGCCAAAAGCUCUUCAGUUGAAGGAGAAAGCUAUCUGUGGUAUACCCCUCCCACAGGAAGAAGAUGUGAACGGAAACUCCACGCUGACUGAAAACAACGAUCUUCCCAAGCUGUGGCUCACUGAAACACCUGCUGCAAAAUUGGAGAAGGACGUAAAGAAGCCUGUUCCCAGAAAAUCACUGCGUAUUGCCAAGAUGCUGAACCUAAGCACAUCAGUUAACAUUGACUCCAGUUGUAUGCCUGGUGGUGGCACCAAAUCAGAGGAACAUGUGGAUGCCAGUUGUGAGCCAGCUGUGAUGAAGCAGACUGAAAUGCAAAGUCCAAAGAAGAAAGAGAAGACUGAGGCAGUCAAAGUUGAUCAAGAAAGCCUGGAUGAGGGUAAAGUCGUAAGGCGAUCGUCCCGCGUCACUGUCACUAGCCCCAGCUCUGUGCGUGAGCGUGAGUCUUCGUCAGCAAAGUCCAAGUGUAAAAAAGAGUUGCACAGUGAAAGUGGCUCAGAUGGUGCCAUGGCCGCAGACUCCAAGAACAGUUACUCAGAUAAGGAAGUCCAGACGGUGAUUUGGAAAAUCACAUUAGGAGCUGAGGAAGAAUUGACGCCCCACGACCCAGAAACGAAAGACGGACUGUUGCUGCAAGAUACCGGGGACACAACCUCCACCUCUUCUGCCCUCAGAAAUGGUGGGGACAUCUCCUCCCCCAGGAAGGCCAGGGGCACUUCCUCUUCCCCCUCCCCUAGAAAGGCUGGGAUCAGUUCUUCCUCCUCCCCGUCGCCCUCCAUCAGCAAGGUUGUGGUCACCUCCUCCUCUCCCAAUAAGGCCAUAGAUGUUUUCCUCUCCUCCACUCACUCCACCAGGAGAACCAGGGUCAUCUCCUCCUCCUCCCCCUCCCUCAGGAACGCCAAGGAUGUCUCCUCCUCCCCUUCCCUCAGAAAGGCUGAGGAUGUCUCCUCCUCCCCUUCCCUCAGAAAGGCUGAGGACGUCUCCUCCUCCCCCUCCCUCAGAAAGGAUGAGGAUGUCUCCUCCCCCUCCCUCAGGAAGGCCAAGGACGUCUCCUCCUCCCCUUCCCUCAGGAAGGCCAAGGACGUCUCCUCCUCCCCCUCCCUCAGGAAGGCCAAGGAUGUCUCCUCUCCCUCCCUCAGGAAGGCCAAGGACACCUCCUCCUCCCCCUCCCUCAGGAAGGCCAAGGACAUCUCCCCCUCCCCCUCCCUCAGGAGCGCCAAGGACAUCUCUUCCUCCCCCUCCCUCAGGAAGGCCAAGGACAUCUCCCCCUCCCCCUCCCUCAGGAGCGCCAAGGAUGUCUCCUCUCCCUCCCUCAGGAAGGCCAAAGAUGUCUCCUCCACCCCCUCACCCAGGAAGACCAGGGAAGCUGCUUCCUGCUCACCUAGGAAGGCUGGGGACACCGCCUCUCCCUCUUUCCCCCCGAAGGCUGGGAAAACUUCCUUUCCCUCUCCCUCCCCCAUGAAGGCUGGGGACACUGCCUGUCCCCUCUUCCCCCAGAAGGCUGGGGAACCCCCCUUUUCCUCCCCCUCACCCCUAAUGGUCGGGGAUACUGCCUCCUCCCCCUCACCCCUAAAGGCCGGGGAUACUGCCUCCUCCCCCUCACCGUUAAAGGCUGGGGAUGCUACUUCCUCCCCCUCGCCCCUAAAGGCCAUGGGCACCACCUCCGACAACUCACCCCUAAAGGCCGGGGGCACCGUCUCCUCCCUCUUGCCCCUAAAGGCCAAGGGCACUGCCUCCACCCCAUCGCCCCUGAAGACUGGGCUCACUGCCUCUUCCCCCUCCCCCCUGAAGGCCAGGGACACUGCCUCCUCCCCCUCCCCCAGGAAGACCGACUCCCACAGGAAAUCUCAGGAAUCUGCUGCUAAGGAAAUGCCCCUCAUCAAAACCUGGAACCUCAGACGUCAGAGUCUUAAAUUAGGGUUUGGAAGACAGGAAGAAGAAACAGAGAGAAUGGAAGCUGAAUGCUCUGCAGAGACACUGACUGCGUCUGAAAGCCAUGAGGAUGGAACAGAUGUUGCAGCUUCUGAAUAUCUGCCUCUGGGUGCUGAAUGUGGUCCGAGUACUGAUGGUUUUGUAAAGAAGCCAGAGAAUGGAGAGAAGCCAGUUAUGCAUACUAACAGUAGUUAUGGUGAAAAUCAUGAACUGCUGAAUGAAGCAAAUGGAAAUCCGAAAUCCAUGGCAGAAUGGACACAGUUUGCUGGGGAAGUUGGGACGUUCUCUGUCAACGUGUCACCCACCACCAAGCCAGCAGAUUCCGGACCAUCGGCAAGCAGAGGGAAUCUUCAGAGUGUUUCCCCAGGCAGAUGCAUAUGCAGGAAGGCAUACACUCUUGAGGCAUGUAUAACCAGAAGUAAAAUGGAUGAAUCAAAUUCUUCUGGGUCACAAGUCCUUAAGACUGAAGCAGCACAGACAGGUGUGCAUGAGUCAGUCAUCUCUAUGCCUGAAUGUGGAGGGACAGCACUUCCUGAAGUGGCCAUUUCUAAGCUUGGGGCUGAAGAGUCAAACCUUCCUGAGGCAGCAGUCUCUCACCUCAAAGCUGAGGGUAAAGCCCAUCCUAAAAUCUCCAAACCUGAAGAUGGAGAAGCUAAUGUGCCAGGAUCACUGACUUUAAUUGCUGAAGGUAAGGGACUGGAUUGUGCAAAGUUGCCCAUUUCUGGGUCCGAAGAUGAGCAUUUGAACCUUCCUGAAGCACCAGUCACCGACUCUGAAACUGAAAGAAAAGCUCAUCAUGGAAUGGCAGUCUCCAAGCCUGAAGAUGGAGGAAUAAAACAUGAAGUGUGUACUAUGCCUGGAGAGUUGAACUAUCUUAGGACAGCAAUCCCUGAACCUGGAACUGGAGGAUCAUUUCACUCAGGGAAGACCCUCUCUGUGGCUGAAGAUGUAGAAUUGAUCUUUACUGAGUCAGAUGCUGCUGAUCCUGAGUCUGAGAGGAAAAACCCUUUUAACUCAUCAGUGUCCAAAGAUGGUACCAACGCACCUGUGCCUGUGACAUCUGGGAAUAAAGAUGAAGGGUCAAACUGUGCAGAGUCACCCAGCACUGCAGGAUUGAACUUUCCUGUAGUUUCUGAAAGUGAACCCGAUCCAAGUUUAAAACUGCCGCUCCAACAAAAGCAUGAGUUAGUGAGCAAGACGAUUUCUAGUAUGUCCCAACAAGAAUCUGAAUGUCAGAGCACAGAGGCUUCUAGUGUACAAAACUCAGAUGCUGUGGCAGGUUUACUCCAUUUGUCUCUGGAUGACUGUGAAUUUAAAAGUGCGGGGAUUGAUUAUCAAUCUGUGGAGAAUUUUGCCCCUGCUGAGGAAACAGCUAUCAAGUUCAAUCCGUCUGAAGAUUUGCUUGUAGCUGAGUGUGUGGAAGAACAGGUGAACAGUUCGGUAUUUUGCUGUGAUACGCUUGCCCUUGAAACGGGGAGAGAUUCCCUGUUAACGUUCAAAGAGUCUUCCUUGCUGACUCAAACUGGGGAGGGUGUUACAGUGGCACUUCCAGUGGUCACUGAGUCUACAGUCCAACUGGAAAUGCAGGAUCAAAACAGUGCCAGUAAGCUGCAGGACUUGCAGGAAGAGCAAACUACCUACACCAGUAAAGUUGACGACCCUCCCAGGCUAACAGGCUCAGAAAAUAGAGAGGGGCCUGUGGAUUCUGUGACCCGAAACUGCACAAGAAGGAGGAAGAGGAGGAGGAGGAGGAAAAAGAAAUCCCAUGGCGCUGCUCAGGUAGAUUUUGCCUCAGGCCACAUAGCUAACUCAGCAGCUUGGAGUCCUUUGACUAGAGAGAGUGCUGUUCCUCUGCCGUGUGUCAGUGCAGCGACGAGUUCUGCUGAGAAAGGAACAAAUGAGUUAAGGGUUGAAGAGCUACGAGUUGAUACGAAAGAUGUUUACAGACUGGAGACGGUGGGCUGGGAUCAACCUAAAGAAUACACUGAAAGAGAUGUGCCAUCAAACGUUGAGGAGAAAGUUAACACAGAACCUCCAACUACGGGUGUAGUAAGCUCAAAAGAAGAGGUGGCGGACAAGGAGGAAAGGGAGAAGGUUGAAGUAAAGGAAGCUGAUAAGAUCAUCAAAAAAGCAGAUGACCAGGUGACAGAGGUUCCAGAAGAUUUGGGUCAAGAAACACAAGAGAAACCCAUGGAAAAGCGCAAGAAGGCAACCAAAUCAGGUGACAAAGCGAGGCACGAGCUGAUUAUGAGUAACCUGGAUUCCUCAAAGUCAUUCAGUGAGCUUCAAAUUGCUGUCAUACGUUUCUUCGUGGAGAAACAGUUAUCCAUCACUUCAGUCGGCAUCAGGAAAUCCAGAAAGCUUGGCCAAGUAACAUUUCUCACCAGGAAAGAUCUUAUCCAGGCAUUGCAAAGCAAUGGCGAGGAAUUAUUGGGCCGCCCUUUGCAAUUGAUUAGACCUGAAUGGAUUGAGAAGUCUUUGGCAACUGACCAUGGGAAGAAACGAAAGCUGACAGAAUUAGACCAGGACUCUGCGGUCCCUUCACUGGCAAAGAAAAAACGAAUUCAGAAGUCGUCUGUUUUAAUUAAGAGCAGGAAGAACUCUACAUUUCUCAUAAGGAAGAGAAAGUCAUCAGUUGUUUCAACAAAGAAAAGCAGGAAGAAUUCUCUCUCUCCCAUUGAGAGGGAAAAAUCAAUAACAGGAGUGGAGAAAGACGGUGAGCUGAAUAAACCUCUUCAAAAGAAGAAGAAAAAGAAGAAAAUGCAGGAAGAAGGAGAGAAAAAGCAAGCCGAGGAAUCCUGUACUCUUUCGUCUCCACAGAAGAAAAGAAAACUGGAAGAAACAAUUUUAGAUGACAGCGAGGACAAAGCAGCUGUGCUUCAAAAGAAAAAGAAGAAAAAACUAGAAAAAGCUCUUGUAAAAGAGGAAAGAGAAGUGGAAAAAGAGGAUGCUUGCCUUCCACCGAAAAAGAAAAAGCAUCAGGAGAUGGCUGUUUUAAACAAGGAAAAAGACAGGAAAAAGGAAGCUGCCCCCCAAAAGAAGAAAAAUAAGGCUUCCUGGUGCCUUUACCUGCAGAACAUUGGAUUCCAGCAGAAACAUUCUAAGAUAAAGGCAUCUAUUGGCAAUUUUCUAAAGGAAAAGUCUAUUAGCUACAAAGAGAUUGUACUCCAUCCUUCCAGAUGUUCUGCUUGCAUUGAACUGCAUUGUGAGGAAGAUGUGGACAAGGCAUUGAAAUUUGAUGAGUGCACGAUCAUUGGGGAAGCAGUAAAGCUGAACAAAGUGGUGAAACUGGGAGCUCUAGAAGCUGAAAGUCGAAGGACACUCUACAUUAGAAGUCUUCCAAGAGAAGUGUCUGCCAAGAACCUUAAAAAGCUGUUUGAGAAAGUUGCUGGUGUUUGGAUACAGGAGAAUCAGAAAAGCACCAAGAGGUUUGCCUUAAUUGCAUUCAAAACAACAGAAGCAGCAGAUGGUGCCCUAAGUAAAAGUGAAAUUGAAUGCAAGGGAAAUCUAAUCCAGUUGCAAUCCGUGCAUCAAAGGAGCAAAGAGAAAAAGAAGAUUCUUAUGGUGAAUAACCUACCUCGUCCAUUGAGUAAGACGUAUCUGAAGUCUCUGUUUACUGAUGCUAAGGAUAUCCGAAUCUCUGAUGAAAGUGACUGCCCAGCACACGGAGUUGCUUAUAUAGAAUACAAGACAGCCAAGCAAGCCAAGGCAGCCCUGAAACGGUUCAAGAAAAAAGGGGUUCAGGGGCAGGUGAUUCAAGUCGACUCUCUGGAGGCAAAAAAAGAGAAGCCAGAAAAGAGUCUCAUUCAAGGGGCAAAGGAAAAGAAACAAGGAAAGAAAAUCACCGAGGCAAAGAAGGAAGGAAGCUUAGAAAGGAGACUCCCUGCUCCCUGUGACUCCCUGUUUGUGCAAAACUUAUCAUCAAAAGCAGCUCUGGACGAUUUGAGGUCAACCUUCAAAGGUUCCAUAGGUGCCAAGAUACAGUCUUCAAAAAAGCAGUAUUAGCUGAAUAAUGGCCCAAGACAGAAGGAAGUGAAAAGUCAAGCUUGUAACCAAUGCUCAAAUUAUGUUUGUGCUCCCAACUGUGAGACAUUUGGGGUCUUGCUGCUUGUCAGCUGGAACCCUGUUUUCAAUUGAGAUCUACAAUGAGGACUCCUCUGAAUCUGAGGUCAUCUUAUUUCAUCCCCAUGUUUUUAUGGUUGUGUGACAUGCCCGACUGGUUGUGUUCUUACCUGUAAUUUCUCCAGUUGCCUUUUCUCUAUUUACAGAAGGGCAUGUUCCUGGAAAAAUGCUUUAAGCAAAACUUUGUAAAUUGAGAUGGCAAAAUGUGCAACAGGCAUUUUGCCCCAGUGGAUUCUUGCGUACAGAGAGCAGUGCAUUGUUUAUAGUAAAAGGCAAUUUUCUUAAAUAGAAGACCAAAGAGUCGUGGCGUCAUAGUGAGAAUUUGUAAAUCAAGGAAUCACUAUAUUGCAAUCUCUAUAGAACAGCCCGGGUGCAUUGUUUGGGGAUCUGUCCCAGAUGGUGAAAGUUGUGGGCUGGCAUUGGCACUUGGGUUUAACGAUUGCUGGCUCGUACAGAUCCCAUCAACAAUAUUUACAUUGACAGUUUGCAAAUCAGAAAUGAUUAUCAAGAUCAAAGAUUGAUAUCCUUAGGGGAAAACUCAUUUUCUACCAGCACUCGGAGUUGUUUUCAGUUCAGGUUCUAUUUCACUGGCAAAGUGGAUUAGUAAACCUGAUAUUACGGUCCACGUACUGGAGAUGAUAGCAUCACAGAUCAAGAAGGAUGUAUUCCUGAUUCCCUCCUUAUGAGGUGAAAUGUGAGCCAGGGAACCCCUCUUGGUUGGUAUCUGGUCAAGAUUAACUUACUUAAACCUAUUGUCCUGACUGGGGCAUAGGCCGUUGACAGCAACUUGCCACUGAGUCUUCUGUCCUGAGCCGGUCUUUCAAGUUGUACCCAUCUUUGAAGAUCCUUUCUCUCCCAGGGAUGAGGUCUUUGGAUGUUCUGUUGGGUUUUUAUGGGAUGGGGUCACUAGCCCCAUGCCCAGCCCUUCCCCUCUCACAGCCGAGCUUGGGACCUUCCAUAUUGGAGUUGGUCAAGAUUAAACAUGACUUAUAAUAUUGUUUAGGUUCAAUGAUGGAUGGGCUAAUAGGUGAUUGGUUAAACCCUUACUUUAUUUUCUGUGGUUUUAUUUUCCCGGAAGUAUUUGUUUCUCCCCAAGAACCUUUGUCUUUUCCCACCGGCGUUCAAAGCUCAGUUCACUUAAUUUUGAUGUAUUGGACCACACCUUAACAUCAAUCACUUUCAUCCAUCGAUCUGUAUUUAAUAAGCUCUUUUCAGGAUCACUGCCUAACCCUGGGACAGUGUGUGUAGAAUUUGCAUGUCAUUCCUACGAUCAAGUGAGUUUCUCCAGUUUCUACACACAUCUCAAAGACAUUCAGGUUGGUUGGUUAAUUGGCUACUGUGUAGUGUUGGUGAGUAGUAAAAUUGAUGGGGACAAUAAGCUAUAUGAUAAAAUUUGUGUGUGUGUUUGGGGGAGUUGGAAUUAGUAUUGCUUUGUGAGCUGGCAGAGACUGAUGGGCUGAAUGUCAUGAGAAAUACAAAUUAAACGAUUUCUUAAAGGUUUUUAAAAAGAUCAUGUAAAUUUAUUUUAUGAUUGACUUAACAUUGUCUAGGUUAUUGAACUAGAUCAACAAUUAUGGUUAUAGAUGGAAAACUAAUUAGAAACUGGUUUCAUUAAAAAUAAAUUGAUGCAUAUUG